This is a messenger RNA of Cutaneotrichosporon cavernicola, 588 nucleotides long. RefSeq lists its product as uncharacterized. Gene Ontology annotation, molecular function: peptide-methionine (S)-S-oxide reductase activity. The record is from RefSeq and is a predicted model, not a curated record. NCBI's taxonomy places the organism in Eukaryota, Fungi, Basidiomycota, Tremellomycetes, Trichosporonales, Trichosporonaceae. The coding region runs from base 1 to 588 and encodes 195 amino acids. The transcript is spliced from 5 exons.
AUGCCCAAGGGUCCUCAGACACCACCCCCGCCCACCGUUCCCACGGCCAUCAGGAGCCGCGAGGAAGCCAAGCUGUCUGACGGCGUCGACACCGCGACGUUUGCCUCGGGCUGUUUCUGGGGCACCGAGCACCUGUUCAACAAGUACUACGGGCACCUGCCGCAGUGGAAGAUCGAAGUGGGAUACACUGGUGGCCGUGACGACGCAACCGACCCCUCCUACCAGCAGGUAUGCAGUGGGGCGACGAAGCACGCCGAGGCCGUGCGCCUGCACUACCAGAAGGGAGCGGUCGGGUAUGCUGAGCUCGUUGAGUUCUUCUAUCGGACGCACGACCCUACGACACUUAACUCGCAGGGCCCGGAUACGGGAACGCAAUACCGCUCGGCCAUCUUCUACCACACGCCCGAGCAGCUUGCGACUGCCAAGGCCGUGACUGGUGAGGUGCAGGACAAGUACUUCAAGGGGAAGCAGAUUGUAACCGAGAUCUCGCCUGAGACCAAGUGGUGGACUGCAGAGGAGUACCACCAGAAGUACUUGGAUAACAAUCCUGGUGGCUACGAGUGCCCGACCCACCGCUUCUACUGGUAA